CUGAUCGCGGACAAAUAAAAUUAUCAUAUCAAUAAAACCUUUGAAUUUUGUUUUGUUCGCCUCAAUCAAAGCUGCACCUAAAACCGACAGUUUUCUGACUAAAACUUUUCAUUCAACAUCAAUGAAGUUUGGUUGUCUAUUCGGUUUUACCAUCUUGUUUUUCAUUGUUCUUUUCCAAAGUAUCGAAAAAACUACGGCUUAUGUUGCAAGAAAUAUCACGGUAGACCGAGCAAUUGACACAAUGCUUAUGAAAAUACAGUCUGCUGUCCGGAAAAGAAAUAUGACAGAAUUUGAAAAAUACUUUUCUGCUAAAUUCGAUUCGGAAUCUUGGUUUGACCGUUACUAUUCGGAACUUUCUGAAAGACAGUUGGGCUCAUUUGUGCUUCGCCGCUUUGGACACGUAGAUGCACGUGGCAAGGAUUUCAAGUUCAAAUUUUCGGAAUCUCAUGACGUUCCUGGUCAUCUACUUCUCCGGUCGUUUAUCGCAUGGACCAAGCGAUCCUUCACUAAUGCAUUUGCAAUUCAAACAAUUCGAUAUUAUGGAGAGUAUUGAAAAUUUCAUCAGCCAAAAAAAUUUUACUGCUUCAGUUGUAUUAAUGAAAAAAUAAUUACUGAGAACAAUAUAAUGCAAA
Messenger RNA from Caenorhabditis elegans, 632 nucleotides. It is a transcript of the gene C06A12.8, whose product is annotated as RxLR effector protein. The record is from RefSeq and is marked reviewed. NCBI's taxonomy places the organism in Eukaryota, Metazoa, Nematoda, Chromadorea, Rhabditida, Rhabditidae. The transcript is spliced from 4 exons. Bases 122 to 553 code for a protein of 143 amino acids.